Dovyalis caffra is the source of this 237-nucleotide messenger RNA. The record is from the annotation of a GenBank genome assembly. NCBI's taxonomy places the organism in Eukaryota, Viridiplantae, Streptophyta, Magnoliopsida, Malpighiales, Salicaceae.
AUGGAGAAAGUUUCUCUAAAGAUGAGCUUCUUGGCUACUAUUUUGGUGGUUGCAUCUUGUAUGCCCUUCUCAAAAACAACUGGAGCUGAUGUCGAUGUGAUUGCUGAAACUAAACAAGAAAGUUUUAAGGAGCUAGUCAUGCAAAAAGGUCCUUGUACAAGUGAUCAUGAUUGUCUUCAAUAUUGUCCUCCACCCCGAUGCAGUGAUAGACAGUGCGAAAUUAAUGUGGGUCGCUGU